Molecule: messenger RNA, 2187 nt
Organism: Ilyonectria robusta
Lineage: Eukaryota; Fungi; Ascomycota; Sordariomycetes; Hypocreales; Nectriaceae
Product: ferric reductase like transmembrane component-domain-containing protein
Exons: 7
Coding region: 1-2187 (728 amino acids)
Biological process (GO): copper ion import; iron ion transport; intracellular iron ion homeostasis
Cellular component (GO): plasma membrane
Molecular function (GO): ferric-chelate reductase activity
Source: RefSeq, a predicted model, not a curated record
AUGAGGAUCGUGCUCUCCUUGAGAGCCUCGCUAUUCCUCGCGGCGCCGUGGGUUGUCGCAGCCGUACCCUCGGGCGACUACGCGCCGCAGGUCUGCUUUAAUGCGUGCCAGGAGACGCUCAGCGCCGUGCACUUCGAUGACAUGCAGCAGAGCCAGGCGCUCGUGAACCAGACCUGCCAUAGCCAACGCCAUCUGACGGCGCUGUAUCUAUGCCUCCAAGUUUAUUGCAUGCCUGAGGCUCGGGCCGUGGGACUCGGGCCGCUGAAUCAAACGUGCCGGGAGCACGCCAGCACGACAAUCCCGCCCUUCGAGUUUGUGUCAAAUUACACCUCGAUCGACAUCGGCAGCAUCCGCAGGAUUGAAAUGAACGAGACGGGAAAGGCCGAGACGUUUAGGGAGGUUGUAUUACCCUCCAAAGCGUUCUUCGGUGUCUGGUGGGACACACUGGACUCGGUGGCCUACGUUUAUAAAUAUCAUCACCUCUAUGGCGCUGCUAUGAUUGCCUUCUGGGUAGCUGUUGUCGCCAUCGGAUUUGCGAACCACGCCAUCUCGGCCGUUUCUAAUUCAAACGCAGUCAGCCGGCUCCCAUUCAAACCACCACGCCAACUAUCACACUGGUACUCGUGGCUAGUCAACAUCAUCUCGGUCCCCGCCACCCUUGGGACACGGUGUGCUCAAAAGGUUGGCUGGGGUACCGUUCCGCCUAUGAUACAGACCAUCACCAUGUUGAUCUUCCUCGUGGUGAACGUCGUGUUGAGUGUGAUUGGAUAUCGAAUCGUACCGGUAAACCUGUACUUCAAUACCGUCGAGUUGCAAGUUAUCCGAUACGUCUCUGAUCGAACGGGCAUCAUCUCAUUUGCCAACUUCCCGAUUAUUUGGUUGUUCGGCAUGCGAAAUAACCUACUCAUGUGGUUGACGGGAUGGGACUUCGGAACCUACAACAACUUUCAUCGAUGGGUCGCCCGCAUUGCAACCCUCCAGGCCAUCGUGCAUUCGGUGGGAUAUACAGUUCUGGUUAUCAAAGAGGGUGGCUGGUCCGGCUUUGCAUUUUGGUGGACUUACAUGUUCUGGUGGACAGGCGAGAUUGCCACUGUCGCCAUGUCGAUUCUCUUGGGCCUAUCAUUCUACUGGAUUCGACGCCAGCAGUACGAGUUGUUCCUCAUUGUCCACAUCGUCAUGUCAAUCAUCGUGCUUGUGGCAAUGCUUGGCCACGUUUCCAUCUUUGACGGAGUGUACGACGGACUCUUCUGGGUCCCAGCCUUUAUCUGGGUAGCGGACCGCGCGUUCCGAGCCCUUCGGAUCAUGGCCUUCAAUCCCAACUUCUGGCGCACCCUAGCGAGCGCAACAUUCAACGAGUCGUCCAACAUCAUUCGCGUCAGCAUCCCGUGGGGCACCAGCCUCUACAAGCCCGCGCCGGGCACGUACUACUACAUCCACGUGCUCAACGGACCGCGCUUCUGGGAGAGCCACCCGUUCACAGUUGCGUCCGUGUUGGACAAUAGCCAGACAGCCUCGAAACUCCUGGGCGAGCAAGUCCCGCUUCUCGAGUCGGGCGAUACGGAGCCAUGCUCCAGUGCCGCUGAUGACCAGGGCAUCGAGGAGGACAACUGCUCGAUGACGUUCCUCAUCAGACCGUACGACGGGUUUACAUCUCGUCUUCGAGACAUGGCUGCCAAGGGGUGGCCCAGCAAGGCGCCUCUGCGCGUCCUCGUUGACGGACCGUACGGACACACACAGCCGUUCCACCUCUUCGACAACGUUGUUUUCCUGGUCGGAGGAAGCGGCAUCGUCGUCGCGCUGUCAUACCUCCAGGUCCUGACGGGCGCGAGUUCGCCAAAAUCGGUGCAGAUCCACUGGGCCGUCCGCGAACCGGAGUUUGCGCUGGAGGUUCUCGAACGGGACAUCGGGGACGCUCUGGGCAGUUCGAACUUGUCAAUAGAUAUCCAUCUCACGUCUUACCCGCGAGAUGGGUCGCGCGACUGGCCAUCGCAGGUAAAUAUUCACAGCGGCCGCAUAGACGCGCCUUCAAUCAUCAGCUCGGUCAAGGGGAAUGCGGUUGGCGAGAGUCUGGCCGUGGUCGCCUGCGGGCCAGCACAGAUGGCUGACGCGGCGAGGAAGACGGUCACCAACAUGCUGAGCAGCGGCAUUACUCGGAUAGAGUAUUUUGAAGAGAGCUUCCAGUGGUGA